UGAGCUCGUGCCCAAGGACCGGAUGUUUCUUGGACCGCCUGUGGUCAAAAGAGAAACUUGUGCGAUUAAACAAAUAGCCAUUGUCUCAAUACUUAUAUAAAGUUAGAAACUAGCAAAACACAGUCUUAAUGUUGUGUCUUAGUGGACGGACCGGCUGAUAUUCCACAUUAGAGCUGGCAGUAAGUGGAUAACAUAUAUUUUUUGUAGUUUGUUGUAGCUACGGGCUAAAGUUAGCUUACUGUAGGCGAAAAGUGACGUCCGCUGGAGGAACCGAGCAUUGUGACUUCAAGGAAGGAAGCAAGCAAGGAAGGAAGGAAACUUGAUCGGUGGGAUCCUCUGCGCACCGCUGUUUAUGCAAAGCUAGCUAGAAAGGGUGACUAAAUUUGAAUACCCUGUGCGAUAUUUUGCACUGUUUGGUUUAUUAGACAUGUUGUUAGUUGUCACAGCUAAGUGUUAGCAGCGCGUCUUGYGGCUAGCUGUACAGUGGACAGGAGCUAGCCCGCUAGCAGCAAACUUAGGAAGAAGUUGUGUUCCGACUUUUUUUGUCACGUUGAUUUAAGGAGCCAAGCAGACGUCAUUGUUUUUUUUAAUAGUAUGCUCAUGGCAUCGGAAGUAAUAGAGAACGAAGCCGUUUUAAAGGGUGCAAGUGAUACCAGUUGGAACAAUAGCAGCCUAGGUGUUGUCACACCCAGCAGGAGGACUCGUGAACAUUUGGGAAACAGACAAACUAGUCCCACAUCUUCCGGAGUGUCGGGAGAAGCGGGCCAGGAGGGUUCGGACGAGCUGCGAGCUGGCACCACGUCUGCUGUUGAAAAUGGCGAAGAAGGAUUUGAAGGAGGUCUAACCAAAACAAGAGGUACACCUCAGGGCAGGACAGAAAACCAGCCGAAGCAGUCGGGAGGGAGAAGCUCUACCCCGGUUAGCCUUCCGCAGCCACGCUCACCAUCUGGACCCACAGGGAGUCUGGAGCGCCAAGAGUCAGUCGCCACGACAGAGGCACGGUUAAGGAUGGAAGGUGUUGAACUUAAGGAAGAGUGGCAAGAUGAAGACUUUCCACGGCCUCUCCCAGAGGAAGAGGAGCUGGAAGACAAGCUUUUCGCUGGAACCUCUGAAGAGACAGACCCUGGCUAUGCAGUGAAUCAAGGCAAGAGGACUAAGAAAAAACUUUUAGCUCCAGACAUCAGCCUAACACUGGACCGUAGUGAAGGUUCUGUUCUCUCUGAUGAGUUGGAGGAAAGCACAGAACUGGACCUCGAUGGAAUAGACACACCGUCUGACAACAGUAAUGAGUUUGAAUGGGAAGAUGAUCUUCCUAAACCGAAACCCACGGAACUGCUACGGAAAGACGUGGAGACAGUUCAGGAAUAUUCAGCAUCAGAGGAGCGAGAAGAGGGGCGACGGUGGAGGCUCUUCCGAGUUGGAGACCAGGAUCACAAAGUUGAUAUGAAGGCUAUUGAACCCUACAAGAAAGUUAUCAGCCAUGGCGGUUACUAUGGAGAUGGUUUAAAUGCCAUAAUUGUAUUUGCUGUGUGCUUUAUGCCUGAGAGCGGUCAGCCAAAUUACAGAUACAUCAUGGACAAUUUAUUCAAGUAUGUGAUCGGCACCCUGGAACUACUGGUCGCUGAGAAUUAUAUGAUUGUUUAUUUAAACGGAGCGACUUCUCGGAAGAAGAUGCCAACCGUCGGCUGGCUCAGAAAGUGCUAUCAGCAGAUUGACAGGAGGUUACGGAAGAACCUAAAAUCACUGAUAAUUGUGCACCCUUCUUGGUUUAUUCGCACCCUCUUGGCACUGACAAAACCUUUCAUAAGCUCCAAAUUUAGUCAGAAAAUCAAGUAUGUGUACAGCUUGACAGACCUUGCAGAACUUGUUCCAAUGGAGUAUGUUUCCAUACCCGAUUGUAUCAAACAGUUUGAUGCUGAAAAAAAUAGGAAAAGCCAUGACAGAAUCGACCAGGAUAUGCACCGGAAAGUGGAGACGGUUGCUGCUGCUGUUCCGGAGUGAAGCGCUCCCCCUCCCCGCCUCCUCCUGCACGAUGACGAGGAGAUUGUCUCAAACACGUGUCGCCCGUAUGUUUCUGCUCUGUUUGAUGUGACAGAAAAUUGCUGCAUCAGGAAAGUGCCUUUUUUGAAUCAAUGCUGUCUGUUACAUUAUCAAACUCUUUUUUUGUCUUUUUGUCGAGCAGUUUAAUCCUUCAGCAUUUUGUCCACAUGCUGUUUCAAAUCUUUGUAUAAAAUGUCAGACUGGGCUCAUUGAUGCACCAUUUUUACUGUUGUAUGUACACUUUAUUUAACGCACUCUGUUACAAGUGGUUGAUGCAUGUUCUGCCCUAUUGCGUUUAAAUAUAUAUUUAUAUUCAAAAGGUGACAAUGGAGAGAAAUUAAUAUAUUUUUAUGGUCUGAUUUUUAAACUACGUCUUAGUUCUCUGACUCACUGCGUGGCAUUUUUAUGGAAAAUUUUGACAGCACUUUUUUUCACUGUUUAUUGCCAAUUUGUUGUUAAAAAUCAGAAUUUGUUGGGAAAAAAGAUUUUAUUUUUCUUUUGCCCUUCAUGAAUUUGCCUGCUUAUUGAGUUUGUAAAAGCAGUCUGAAACAAUUAGUCCAAAAUAUAUUGUCAUUCUUUCUUUCCAGUAAAGCUAUGAAUCAGCA
Austrofundulus limnaeus is the source of this 2645-nucleotide messenger RNA. RefSeq names its product BCL2 interacting protein 2 (gene bnip2). The transcript is spliced from 11 exons. The coding region runs from base 595 to 2001 and encodes 468 amino acids. The record is from RefSeq and is a predicted model, not a curated record. Gene Ontology annotation, cellular component: cytoplasm. Gene Ontology annotation, biological process: apoptotic process. NCBI's taxonomy places the organism in Eukaryota, Metazoa, Chordata, Actinopteri, Cyprinodontiformes, Rivulidae.